Molecule: messenger RNA, 891 nt
Organism: Phragmites australis (common reed)
Lineage: Eukaryota; Viridiplantae; Streptophyta; Magnoliopsida; Poales; Poaceae
Exons: 4
Coding region: 1-891 (296 amino acids)
Molecular function (GO): nucleic acid binding
Source: RefSeq, a predicted model, not a curated record
AUGAUUGUGCGUCAACUAUUCUCCCGAUUGGUCUUUUCUCUUCAGAUUGAGUCUUCCCUUUCCAUGGAGAUAAUUGCCUUUUGGUUGUGGCUUGAAGGAAAUGGUCAUGCUGAUUUCCUUGAGUGCAUAGACUCGUUCGGUAAUAAUCAACUCCGGGCAAUCGCUUUUGCCGGCAAAAGUUUUAUUGAAGCCCUUUAUCUUAGAUCCAGUGAAUCUAAUGAUACAUCUACGCAAGAAAGUUAUUUUUAUAAAGAAGCUUCUGAAGGAGUUACUUUCUACCUCAACAAGUUCUGUUACAAGGCCUUAGAAGAUAUUCGAGAAAUCGCAGAGACAAAGGAAAGAAUCUGUCAUAUCAAUCAACCUCACGAAGAGAAAAUGAAGGAUAAAGUUCCCAUGUCCACGAAGGAUCUUUUAUCCAAGAUCAAGGCUUCCUACACUAAUACUCCUGAAGAAGGCACGAGUUCAAGAAGUAUGCAGUCCCCAAAAAGUCAUAUCCUGCAAUAUUCAAUUGAUGGGCGUCAAUCAACCUACCAUUUGGCAAAUCUUUUGGAUACCUUGAGCUUAAAGGAUACGCCAAAUGAUAUCCAGAAGCAACAACAUUCCAGUGUGCCACGUGAUGAGAGAACUCUAUUCGUGACUUUCUCCAACGGCUACCCAUUUACUAAAGACGAACUAUAUGACUUCUUUAUGCGGCACUUUGGAGAUGUAGAAGAAAUAAGUGUAGAGGAGCCAAUUGAAUCAAGGCCACCACUCUAUGCACAUGUUACAUUUUUCUCACAGGUGACACUCUUCCAAGUCCUUGAUGGGAACAAGAAAGUCAAAUUCAUGACAAGAGGGAAACAUAUAUGGGCUCGACAGUUUGUGCCAAAGCGGAAAAAAGUUGAAAAUUGA